AGAGUGCCACACGGAGCUCGCGGGGCUGUAGCAGCACAAUCAAGCUCCGACAUGGCUCCUGUGCCCCAUUUCCCGAAGGCAGCGUAAGGAGGCAAAUGCUCCGUGAGGUCAAAGGCAGGUGAGUGCCUGCCAGCUUCCCUGUCAGAGUCUGUUCUUGCUCUUUUCGUUGUCGCCUACACGCCGAUACCCCUGCCAAACGCGAAGUUUUAGUGAAUGACCAUGACGUAGAGGAAAUCGCAGAGUGGAAGGAGUCGCUGCUAUAUAGCGAGAUGCAGAGGGAGCCGAAGAGCGUGAGCGCUGCAGAUCGCUGCCCGACUCUGCUGCCACUGACAGGAGGCUCAACACGACCGGUCACCUGGACUGCGGGCACCCUUUUUUGCCCCUGCAGGCCGGAUAUCCUGUAAAACGCGCGGGGUUCCUCUCAUUUUACGGAAUAAAAGCUCGUUGCAUUUUUUUCAGCUUUCUCUUCCGUCUUUACGAGGUGGCAAAUGUCAUUGGAAUAAUUAAACCCAGGAAGGGAAGCCCGGGCGUACUCAGUGCUUUCCGUACGACACGGGAUACUUUUAUUUUACUAAUUGUUUUGCUCUGCAAGCGAUAACCAGUGAAGAUAAUAAAAAUAAUUCAAGGGUUGCGAACACUGGAUAUUUUGCGUCUGGAUUCCACAUUGCUGAAAGGGGCGUUUUAGCCUGGAUCAAAGGAGGAAUUCCUAUCCGAUUGCAUUCCUGAGUGUAAGCCCUGAAAAGCUUCGUUCUGGUCGGAGACGACACAGCUGACCUGAAGCCACCGUGGACUGUGAAUGUAAUACGGCAGCGUGGGAACUUUUUUUCUCCCACAUGCUGCAUUUCCACGCAGAGAUCAUCGAGUCGAGGGACAGCAGGCGUGUAAGUUGCACGUGAGGUGACUGCGGGCAGAGAGGUUGUGGCUAGUGGUUUGAAAUUGACAGUAAAUUUCGUUGUUUAAAAUCUGGAGAAUGCACGCACUCUGCAGGGGAAGGAGGGCACGAAGUCCUGACGAAGAAGAAGAAAUAAGCGAAGACUGAACUGGGGCCACCUAGCUUAGCGAAUCCACAGAUACAACUGCCACCCACUGUGAAAUAGUUGCUCCAUUUUCUUUGCAGCGGUGGGCAACGCACAACAUCCUUGUCUGCUACUUUUUUGGCAUGGAAAAUGCGUUCCGCAUAAUCCGCUAACGAAGCUUCCAGAUCCGUAUCUCUAGACUCUGUCUUGCUAUGGCGAGUAACAGGGUCCCCUAUGACAACUGGAAUAUCGUGUCUUUCUACAUCCGUGAGCGGCUCCUUCGAAUGGGUUACGAGUGGGAAGCCCAUGUGCUCAGGGAGCGCGAGUCUCCCAAUAAUGGUUCACUCAGCUCCUCCCACUCACCUCAGCAGCCCCCAAGGAGACCGGGCGCUUUACAGAUCCGCCCAGGGGAUCCCCACACCGCUAUACAUGGGGUGCUCCGGGAUGCCGGCGACGAGAUCUCCCGACGGUACCAACGGGAUUUCGCGGAGAUGUCCGGCCAGCUGCACCUUACCCCGAGCACUGCCCGGAGAAAAUUCGCCGCCGUAGCCGAGGAACUGUUCCGGGAUGGUGUGAACUGGGGUCGCAUUGUGGCUUUUUUCGAAUUUGGAGGUACCAUGUGCGUGGAAAGCGUCAAUCGGGAAAUGACCUCACAAGUGGACCAUAUCGCUGACUGGAUGACGGACUAUCUGAACGGACCCCUUCACAACUGGAUCCAAGACAACGGUGGAUGGGAUGCCUUUGUGGAGCUGUAUGGGGGAAGGAGGUCAUCAAUGCUUGGAUGUAGUUGGCCAUCUCUCAAGACAGUUUUCAGUCUGGCUGCUUUGGGUGCUGCUGGUAUCACCAUUGGAGCUUACUUUGUGCAGAAAUAAAGAACACAACAGUUUUUUUUUGUUUGUUUGUUUGUUUGUUUUUUUGGCCUGAUAUGGCACUUCCCUAGGAAUACUUCUCUUCAGAUAUCAAGUAUUUGAAACAAAAUUACAAAAACCAAAACUUUGUCAGGAGAUGCACUGAAUAUGCCAUUAUGGAAAUGAAGCAAUAACACAGGGAAUUAUAUUUAGAAGAAAGGGAAGGACAAUCUUUACUUUAUUUCCACCAGCAUUUGACAGGUUUUUUCUUUCUGUUUCUAAAGAAGUCUACAGGACGUCACACAAUGCAAAACUACUUCAAAUGCACAGUUUUCAUUCAAAAUAGUUCUGAUUUCUCCCUCAAGUUUUAGAUUUUUUUUUCUUCUGGAAACAGUUCAACUGAAAAACACUUUCAGUUUCUUCAGGUAACUCAUCGUGAGUGCCUUCCUGGAAUGAUGGAUCCAAAUACUUCUGGAGGUGGCAAUGAGUGUUUCAAGUCCUUCCGAACAGACUGUCUGCUGAAGUCAAGUUUAAAAAAAAUUGCAAGCACCACACUUUCAUCAGCCUCUUUAGAAAAGACAACUACAUGGCCGGAAUGCCCUUUGUUUUGCCUAUAAGCCAUCUUGUCCUCCCUACUAUAAUUUCCAUCAUUCUUUUUUCCACGAAUUUUCGUGCAGUUUCUUAGUGCGUCUGAUUUUAACUGUCUAGUGCUUGAUCAAUGGACAAUGAACGAAAUCUGACUGCUGUUUGUACUAAAAUAAGCCCAACUAAAUCCUAAUGACAUGUGCUGCCGUGUUUUUAUGUGAGUCUCUCUGACUUUAUAUAUUUGACAGUUUUAGUUGAUCCUUAUGAAAAAAUUAGCUACCACUAUUUUGUGGACUUCAUGGAGUAUAGGCAAAUUAGAGAGAAAGCUUAAAAACAAAACAGUACAAGAAAAGGUACAGCUGAGAAAGGCCCAUGAUGCUGUUGUAGGCUCACCAGUGGUCUGUCCUGCUCCCAUUAAUGUAAUGCAAAGAUUAGGAAGAAAACCAAGUGGGUCAGCUUUUCUCCAAGCCAAACACACUGCACAAAUUCAAGAAGAAGGCAGAUGUGUGUAGCGUGAGGGUUUGACUAAUUGCUGUGUAUUUGCAUGGAAGUUGACUAUUUCAGAGUCAGAGACCUGCUGCCCCUACACAGUUUGACCAAAACAGAGUUCUAGCCCUGGUUCUACUUUCACCCUCUCCUUGCUUUGGUGAGCUUUGAUUACGUUACGCCUGGCCUUUGAUUUCUGUAGCAAUUUUAGUCACUACAAACCAAGUCUUUGUACCAAGAACUGUCUAUACGAAAUCAAGCCCACUAGACACUUACAAGCAACGUUUUGUUUUCACUUUCUGUAGGCCAGCCAAACAAGUUGACACAUACUGAAGACUGUCUUUGUACUGAUUGCCUGUCCAAACUGAAGGAGAGCAGGCCUGUUGUGUUAAGUGAAGCAGGCAAUCAGAUGCUGAGAGUGGGCAACAAAAUAGUAACCAUGUUUGCAUUCUUUACUUUUCCUGCAUUUUUCAUGGGUAUAUAAAAAGAAAGUUUUAUCAUGCAGUCCAGGCUUUUGGCAUUGAACAGCCUAUCAUAUUUAGGCACCCCAGAACAUGAUAUCUCCAUUUUCAGUGUGAUGACUGUUGGAAUAUAAGUCUGUGAACGUGAUAAAACACAAAACCGAAUUGCUCAAGCCAGGUGAAAUUUGACCCAGUUAUCAGCACUGUAAAUGCACCUCAAGAGCGUUUUAUUCAUUACAAAUAUUGAUUAUUUUAUUGUGCCUAAGCUACAGCACAAUUGGGGAAGGACAAAAUAUUUUUUUCAACAAAAUAUGAUUUUUCUAUUCUAUUCCACAUAAUAAAAUAUUAGUCAUUGAUGUUUUACUGCUAAAAUUAAAGCUUUAUUUAGGAAAA
Polypterus senegalus (gray bichir) is the source of this 3789-nucleotide messenger RNA. It is a transcript of the gene bcl2b, whose product is annotated as BCL2 apoptosis regulator b. The transcript is spliced from 2 exons. The record is from RefSeq and is a predicted model, not a curated record. Gene Ontology annotation, cellular component: mitochondrial outer membrane. Gene Ontology annotation, biological process: negative regulation of intrinsic apoptotic signaling pathway; extrinsic apoptotic signaling pathway in absence of ligand; intrinsic apoptotic signaling pathway in response to DNA damage. The coding region runs from base 1229 to 1888 and encodes 219 amino acids. Gene Ontology annotation, molecular function: protein homodimerization activity; protein heterodimerization activity. Lineage: Eukaryota; Metazoa; Chordata; Cladistia; Polypteriformes; Polypteridae.